AACAAAUGCGUCGGUAAUAUUUCAUUGCUGCUGGUGACACUUGGCAUGAAGAUUUUCCAUCACACGGGUCCAGCCUGCAGUGCACUGCUGUAUGCAAAUGGCAGAGAGGAGUCCCAGGCAGGUUUGUCACGUCCCAUGAAUGCGAUAGAUUUCGCCGCUUCGGCGGCGUCUUGCUGCAGGGUGUAGGGCCACUGGCCCUCUUCCAGGAACAGCAGCGCUCCUUUAGGGUUGAGAGCUUCACACUCCAUCAAUAGUAAACAGCCGUAUGGAUCCAAGGUCAAGGAUUCAGAGUCUUUCCUCCAAUACAGAGCGGUUUCUGCACGAGGUCUUGAACUUGAAAGUGAGAUAAAAGCUUGUUCGCGCUCUCUUCCGUUGCCUUAUGAAAGCGAACCUUCAUCGUCCAUUUAUAAUGUUUAGGGGUGGACUGACUGACUGACAGGAGCGGGAAUCAAUUUCACUCAGCCUUGGCCUUCCUCACAUCCUAGCAUAAUGGCCUGUAAUAAAGCCUGAUGGCUGAGUGGAUUUAGACGAGAUGGGUGUAGAUGGAGAAGCCUGGUGCACGAAGAGCAAUCUUAGACCGGAUACUCUGUGCAAGUGUGUGAGCCAGUGACGGAGCUGAACAAGGUUUCUCUGAAUGCUGUGAUGAGUUCCUGAGAGCGUCGUUCUCCCCGGCCAGCUGUCUUGGAAGAGCAAGGGCUCUGGUGACAGCAGUGGCACCCACAGAAACAAACAGUGACGACGGGCCAUGGCUAGCGCAGCAGACGGCAUCGGCAGUUUGGGAACCGAGCAGAGCCACAUCAACGUUCCCGUGGCCGAUCCCGGCGCCUGGGCCACCGCCAUGAACAACCUGGGCAUUGUGCCGAUGGGCUUAACCGGGCAGCAGCUGGUAUCAGACUCCAUCUGUAUACAGGGUUUUGAUCCCAACCUUGGCAUCAUCACUCCAAUCAACCCCAUGAUGGCUGGCAUCAGUCUAGUCCCGCCCCAUCCUGUGACAGCAGAGCUUCCUGUUAUUAAGGAAAUCAUCCACUGCAAGAGCUGCACGCUGUUCCCGCAGAAUCCCAAUCUUCCUCCUCCCUCCACAAGAGAGAGACCUCCAGGGUGCAAGACGGUUUUUGUUGGCGGCCUUCCAGAAAAUGCAACAGAGGAGAUCAUCAAAGAAGUGUUUGACCAGUGUGGCGAGAUUGUUGCUAUACGCAAAAGCAAGAAAAACUUCUGCCACAUUCGUUUUAUUGAGGAGUUCAUGGUGGACAAGGCCCUCUACCUCUCUGGCUAUCGGAUGCGCAUUGGCUCCAGCACUGAUAAAAAGGAUUCGGGCCGCAUACAUGUAGAUUUUGCUCAGGCGAGAGAUGACUUGUAUGAGUGGGAGUGCAAACAAAGAUUGCUGGCACGAGAGGAGCGGCACCGACGGAAAAUCCAGGAGGAGCGGCUGAGACCUCCAUCACCUCCUCCCAUAAUGCACUACUCUGAGCACGAGGCAGCUCUUUUGGCUGAGAAAUUGAAAGAUGACAACAAGUUCAGUGAGGCAACGGCAGUGCUGUUCACGUGGAUCGACAGAGGCGAGGUGAAUCGACGCACUGCAAAUCAUUUCUACUCCAUGAUCCAGUCAGCGAACAGCCACGUGCGGCGCCUAAUGAACGAGAAAGCUCAGCACGAGGAAGAAAUGGAGCUGGCCAAAGAACACUUUAAGAAUUCCCUGCUUGCCAUCCUCACACAAUUUGAGCAGAUUACGGCUGUGUUCACCGCUGCCACCAGGCAAAAGGCAUGGGACCAUUUCUCAAAAGCGCAGCGCAAGAACAUAGACAUUUGGCGAAAGCAGUGCGAGGAAUUGAGAAAUGCUCACAGUGAAGAGAUCAUGGGAAUACGAAGAGAAGAGGAAAUGGAGAUGUCAGAUGAAGACUUGGAGGAGAACCCCUGCAAAAAGAUGAGAAUGGAGGACUCGGUGCUGUCUGCGCAGACGUGUGCUCUGCGGGAAGAAAACGACAGUCUGCGUUGGCAGCUGGAUGCUUACAGAAACGAGGUGGAGCUGCUGAAGAAGGAGCAGGGCAAGACGUACCGUACCGAGGAGGAUCACACACAAGAACAACAGCUGCACUUCCUGCAGCAGACCAUGCAGAACAUGCAACAGCAACUGCUUCGGCUGCAGGAAGAGCUGAAGGGGAAGGAGCUGGAGCUGGAGCAGGCCAGAGAUGAGCAGCGCUACCUAGAGGGAGAGGUCCUCAGCCUCAGGGAAAAGCUGUUGAGCGCCAUGGAAUCGGUAGACUUGACAAACCACAACUCCGAAGGCCAUGAAAAGGGAGUCAAUGGCACGGCGGCACUCUACCACCAUCGAGAGAAGAAUAACGAUGCGGUCAUUUGGGGUCCUUUGAGAUCAGAGAAAGAGGCUCUCUUGCUCGGAAUCAUAUCAACCUUCCUCCACGUCCACCCAUUUGGAGCUAACAUUGAAUAUCUGUGGUCUUACAUCCAGAGACUUGAUACAAAGAUCUCGGCCAGUGAACUUGAAAGACUAAUGGUCCGGCUGCCCAACAUGUUCAAGCAGGAGUUCAGUGGCGUUGGAGCAACACUGGAGAAGCGCUGGAAGUUCUGCGGAUUUGAGGCUCUCAAGUCGGCAUGAUUCGCAAAGCCACAUGCACUGACGCUGAGGCUUCUGGACCUCUGGAGGACUGAUCCAGAGUCAGCGAGAAGAGCCGGAGUCUCACUGACACAAACAACAGGCUUUACACCCCGUACCGCCUCAGAUCAGAUGGCUGCCGCUCCUCUCCAGAGGAAGUGAGACUCUACGUGCGGCGCCGCAUCAGAUGUAUUUACUUGAAAAAGCUCUUUCCAGACUUCUGUACCGAUUGCGUAACUUAUCUGUCAGUGGCGUCGUCCCUGAAGGCUGGGAGAUAUCCAGGAAUAUCACGCCUCUCGGUUAAAAAUAUGGAAUGUUGAAUAUGGGACACAGAUGUGUGAUAGCGGCCCUCUGCGCCCAUCAAAGCCAGAGUGUGUGUGUGAAGACGAUUUCUGCUCUGAAAAAUGAUUUAAUUAAUGGCCAAAGUGCUGGAGCUGAUAGACAACAGUUGCACAGCUGAAGCUCUUUGGACAGUUUGCUGUGUUUCAGGCCAUCCAUGUUGUGUAGAUGAUGUAUGUAACUAUGUAACAUGCUCUUUGUGUCUUGAUGCACUGUUGUUAAAGGUCUGCUUAUGUAAAUUAUGAUUUUUUUAAAAAGCAAUUAAAAACUUUUUAUCCAAAAUCGGAUGCAGUCACUUGGAGAAAUUAAUUCAUUUACUACAAUCUU
Molecule: messenger RNA, 3274 nt
Organism: Labeo rohita (rohu)
Lineage: Eukaryota; Metazoa; Chordata; Actinopteri; Cypriniformes; Cyprinidae
Gene: enox1
Product: ecto-NOX disulfide-thiol exchanger 1
Exons: 16
Coding region: 746-2611 (621 amino acids)
Biological process (GO): ultradian rhythm
Cellular component (GO): plasma membrane; external side of plasma membrane
Molecular function (GO): protein-disulfide reductase activity; RNA binding
Source: RefSeq, a predicted model, not a curated record